AUGGCCAAGAAGAAAAAGGCUCCGCUUCUAGAAGCGUGGUGCUGGUAUUGCGAUCGCGAAUUCGAGGAUGAAAAGGUCUUGUUGCAACAUCAAAAGGCCAAACAUUACAAGUGUCCUCAUUGUCCGCGUCGACUCAACACUGCUGGAGGUCUCACUGUGCAUCUUCAUCAAGUUCACAAGGCAGAGCCUACGUUCAUCGAGAAUGCAUUGCCAGGCAGGGAAUCCUUUGAUGUGGAGAUCUACGGCAUGACGGGCAUUCCAGCGGCAGAUUUGGAAGAGUGGAAAUCCAGAAGGGGUAGAUCUACGGGCCAAGAUCCAUCCAAUCCAUCAGGUCAACCAUCUGCCAAGCGUCCCAAAGUGGAGAGCGUGGCGUUGACGCCUGCUCAGCUCAAAGCUCAACUCGAAGCUCACAAGGCUCUCAUGGCCGGCAAGAGUCACGCCGAAGCUGCCGCUGCCGCUGCUGGCGCUGGCGCUGGCGCUGGCGGUGCGGCUUCAUCUGCUGCUGCUGGUCCUUCCUCUGCCGCUUCGCCACUACCUCCACAUUUGGCCUAUCCCGGUCCACCACCGCCGUUUGGUCCUCCGCCUGGUUUCAACCCGUGA
Molecule: messenger RNA, 600 nt
Organism: Ceraceosorus guamensis
Lineage: Eukaryota; Fungi; Basidiomycota; Exobasidiomycetes; Ceraceosorales; Ceraceosoraceae
Exons: 2
Coding region: 1-600 (199 amino acids)
Cellular component (GO): nucleus
Source: RefSeq, a predicted model, not a curated record